AUGUGUCCUGACGUAGAUGUCAUUGUCCAAAUUGAGUAUAGUCAAUCUGUUCUGGUGAAAGGUACAUCAGGACAAGAAAGUGGGCGAGUUGAAGAGGAUAAGGACAAGGAUAAGGACAAGGACAAGGACACGGACACGGACAAGGACACGGUCGAAGUGCAAAAGUCUUGGCAUCAGUGA
This is a messenger RNA of Penicillium mononematosum, 180 nucleotides long. RefSeq lists its product as uncharacterized. The coding region runs from base 1 to 180 and encodes 59 amino acids. NCBI's taxonomy places the organism in Eukaryota, Fungi, Ascomycota, Eurotiomycetes, Eurotiales, Aspergillaceae. The transcript has a single exon. The record is from RefSeq and is a predicted model, not a curated record.